Messenger RNA from Lolium rigidum, 1848 nucleotides. Its product is annotated as small RNA degrading nuclease 1-like. NCBI's taxonomy places the organism in Eukaryota, Viridiplantae, Streptophyta, Magnoliopsida, Poales, Poaceae. Gene Ontology annotation, molecular function: exonuclease activity; nucleic acid binding. The transcript is spliced from 12 exons. Gene Ontology annotation, cellular component: nucleus. The coding region runs from base 133 to 1524 and encodes 463 amino acids. The record is from RefSeq and is a predicted model, not a curated record.
GGCCGCAGAGCUAUCCUCCCAUACUCCCUCUUCUCCGAGAGCGGUUUCCCCUCGCCGCCGCACAAGAGAAGAGCUUUCAAGGAGGAGCUAAUCACCACCACCUCUGCCCCUUGUUUCCUCCGCGGUCCUCUGAUGGGCGAGCGGCUCGCCGGCGCCGAGAAGGAGGUGCUCGUUGAGAUCGUGAGGUUCACCCAGAAGAACGGGCUGAAGGGCGCCGAGGGGGGAUGGAAGGAUUUCCUGGCUCUGAACGACAAGAAGUACGGCGUCUCCGUUAGCGACCCCAAGAAGCGGACCAAGGACGUGCUGCUCGCUUUCCUUGUAACCUUCUCCAAGGAUUUCCAGAAGUAUUUCAGCAAAUUGGUGAGGCGUCACGCCGAACGGAGAGCGAUCGAGCAGUAUAUGAAUGAGUUCUCUGGCAAGAUUUCUCCCGAGCAGAAGCUUGUCCAACUGACGACUGAACACACCGAGUACAGGAAAAAUUACUACUUCCCAUCUUACCAAGAGGGGUGGAAAAUAGUGCGGAUAGGAAAACUCGCCAGUAGUAUGAACUCUGGAGCCAUGUUGGCAAUUGAUUGUGAGAUGGUCCUUUGCAACGAUGGUACUGAAGCUGUUGUCCGAGUAUGUGUUGUUGACAGCAAACUGGAGGUGAAGUUGGAUGAACUUGUAAAUCCCUUGAAAGCUGUUGCAGACUAUAGGACAAACAUCACUGGUGUAUCUAAGAAGGAUUUAGAAGGAGUCAAAUUCUCAUUAGUUGAUGUUCAGAAAUCAUUGAAGAAACUCUUGGCCAAAGGAAAGAUUUUGGUUGGCCAUAGCUUAUAUAGAGAUUUAUAUGUUCUGAAGUUUGACUACAGUCGAGUCAUUGAUACGGCAUACAUCUUCCAGUAUGCAAAUUUACCUACUACUGCAUUAGCUUCUUUAAACAGCCUUUGCAAGUCUGUUUGUGGGUACACUCUUCGAGAAGAAGGAAAACCACAUGAUUGCUUGAAGGAUGCAGAAGCUGCGAUGAAUCUAGUUACAGCAAAGCUCAAGCAUGGAUUUAAUGAUCCCAUUGAGAUUGCAGAAAAUAGUGUGCCUGAAUCUGAUCAGAUGAAGUUGCUUGCUCAUAGAAUUCCAGUCUAUCUUCCUUCUCAAGAGCUGCUUAAAAUUUUAUCUGGGAAUCCCAGCAUCGAGGAAAAGAUUGAUUCAAGGAUUCGAGGAGACUUUUAUUCUACGUGCAUUUUGUUCAAGGACAUAGAUGAGGCAGAUAAAGCGUUUGAUGAACUAGAUGGCCAAGAGACCAAGGACACUAGUGGGCGACUGCAAAAGUCUGUGCUCCUGAAGCGUGACAAUGGCGAUGUCGCGAGCUUCUUUGUUCGGAAGAUGGUAUACGGUUCCCGGCCCAACAACACUGAUGUUUUGAAGAAGAGGCCAGAGCCUACUGACAACGUGGAGCGAAAGAGAGAAGAUGUCGAUGGGGACAAGCAAAAAAGGCAAAGAACUAGCAAGAAGCACGGGAAGAAAGCUAAGACACCAGUGGUUGCGUGAAGACCUUGAGGGGAGGUAGGAUGUUACAAAUGGAUGCCGAGCCAGUCUGUUCGUGAAGGAUCUUGAGAGCAGGUACUGCGAAACACGGAUGCAUCCUCACAGUUUUUUCAUGACUAAGUGAAACAUUUUCUUUUGUUGCUCGAUGUCUGAACUCUAGAUGCUGCUCUCGAGAAGGGCGUGAAGGUCCUUGAUAGCUAACCAAUUAUCAUGAAAACUUGCUAACUAACAUUGUCUCCUCUGUAACUUAAAACUCGAAUGUACUCUGAGCUGUAACUGUAAGUGGCAAGGGUUUGGGAAGCCUGCAUCAUUGGGAUUUCUUUGAGC